Molecule: messenger RNA, 996 nt
Organism: Mytilus californianus (California mussel)
Lineage: Eukaryota; Metazoa; Mollusca; Bivalvia; Mytilida; Mytilidae
Exons: 2
Coding region: 1-996 (331 amino acids)
Biological process (GO): DNA integration; DNA recombination
Molecular function (GO): DNA binding
Source: RefSeq, a predicted model, not a curated record
AUGGGUAGUUGGAACUCUGUAGAAAGUUUGAAAAGCUCCACAUGGAGAGAGUUAGAAGCUGUAUAUAGAGUGUUGUUGUCAUUACUAGUAACAUUACAAGGGAUCGGGUUAAAAUGUACCAUUCAGAAAGAGAUUUCACAGUGUGGAGCGAUUUCAGAAAAUUUCACUCAACUUGGUGGGAAAAUUGAAGAAUUUUUGUUACAUUCACAUAGCAGCAACACCAAUAGUAAAUAUUUUUAUUCUUUUAAACGUUGUGAACAGUUUAUAUCUAAAGAAGGAGGAAAAUCUAUUCCCGCUUCUCCAAUUCACGUUGCGUUAUACUUAACUCAUUUACUGGAUAAAGGCUCGUCUAAAAGUGUAGUGCAAUCUGCCGUUUACGGGAUCAAGUGGGCGCAUAACAUUCAAGGAAUUCAAGAUCCGACAACAAAUUCUUUCGUUGUGAAUUUAAUGGAAGCUGCAAAACGACAACCUCACAGACCGAAAGUGAAAAAAGAUCACAUUACCGUAGAUGUUUUGAUAAAUUUAUGUUCUAAGUACAAAGACUGUAAUGAUUUACUUGUUAUACGGGAUUUAACUAUGAUAAUUUUAUGUUUUGCUGGUUUUCUUCGUUAUGAUGAAGUAAGCGCAAUUCGUUGUAAGGAUAUAGUUUUCAAAGAUGAUAAUUUUUCAAUCAAGAUAUUUAAGAGUAAAACUGAUCAAUAUAGAUUAGGUGACGAAAUUGUCAUUUGUAAAGGAGAGUCAAUUGCCUGUCCAUAUUUAUUAUUGAAAAAGUAUUUUCAAUUAGCUAUGAUUAAUUCUGAAUCAGAUAAUUUUUUAUUUAGACCAAUUUUCAGAUCAAAACAAGUUUGUUCAUUAAUAUAUAAAAAUAAACGGUUAAGCUAUACCAGAGCUAGAGAAUGUAUAGUUUCUAGGUUAAAAAGUAUUUGUCCUGAUUUAAACAUUAGUUUGCAUUCUUUGAGAGCAGGUGGGCUACUGCAGCCGCCAAUUCAGAUGUAA